CAGGGGAGUAUUUGGUCGGGAGGCCCAUCGGUGGCGUUUUGCUCCAAUCGCAACUUAUCAUCGCAAUUGUAAGAUGCCUUCCUACAGCCAAGAACCUGAAGACCAGAACACCUCGGCCAAGGCCCGUGGUCGCCACUUGCGCGUGCAUUACAAGCACUGCCGUGAAGUGUGCCACACCAUCAAAGGUUACUCGUUGGUCAAGGCCAAGAAGUUCUUGGGCGAUGUGUUGGAAUUUAAGGCCGCCGUGCCUUUCACCAAGUACACCGGAGGCCCUGGCCGCCACGCUCAAGGUAAGCUCUUGAACGCGCCCGGUGACAAGUGCCGAUGGCCCCAAAAGGCCACCCGCAUCAUCUUGGACUUGGUCAAGAACGCGGAAGCCAACGCCGAAUUGAAGGAAUUGGACACGAGCAAGUUGUACAUUGCCCAUGCCCAAGCCAACAUGGCCAUCAAGCAACGCCGCCGCACCUACCGUGCCCACGGUCGCAUUGGACCCUACAUGGCCAACCCGGCCCACAUUGAAUUGAUCCUCACCGAAAAGAAGGACAAUGUGGCCAAGGCCGAAGAGCCCAAGACGGCCAAGUUGACCCGCAAGCGCCAAGCUGUGCUCCGCUUGAAGUCUGGUGGUGGCGUCGCCGCCAACUAAGGUCGUUGUUGUCACGACAAGGAUGUUUGGACAGGCUGGUAACCUUUAAUAAACUUGCGAUGCGAACGCGAUGGCGCACUGGCAGGUUUGAAGGCAACCAACCGUUUGUCCGUGGCACUGUUUGUACGUGUAGGCCAUUGUUGUUCCGUGUGUCGUGGCUAGGUUGUUCCGUCCACCUUCGUUGAUGGCGUAAUGUUGCACAUCGCGUGGUCAAAUACAUGUCAACUAUAGGGGUGUUCGAGAUCUACGAAGUAGUAGAAGCAAAGUAGUACUACUAGGAGUACAUACUGCAAUAACGUAAAUGGCCAAUUUAUG
Messenger RNA from Aphanomyces astaci, 958 nucleotides. Its product is annotated as ribosomal protein L22. Gene Ontology annotation, molecular function: structural constituent of ribosome. The record is from RefSeq and is a predicted model, not a curated record. Gene Ontology annotation, biological process: cytoplasmic translation. Lineage: Eukaryota; Oomycota; Saprolegniomycetes; Saprolegniales; Verrucalvaceae. Gene Ontology annotation, cellular component: ribosome; cytosolic large ribosomal subunit. The coding region runs from base 74 to 643 and encodes 189 amino acids. The transcript has a single exon.